This is a messenger RNA of Alligator mississippiensis (American alligator), 7629 nucleotides long. Its product is annotated as mucin-2-like. The transcript is spliced from 9 exons. The record is from RefSeq and is a predicted model, not a curated record. Lineage: Eukaryota; Metazoa; Chordata; Crocodylia; Alligatoridae. The coding region runs from base 1 to 7629 and encodes 2542 amino acids.
AUGCCUGACACAAUAGAGAACACUGUGAGCACACAAGAGGUCAGUGUGAGUACACCUGUUUCUAUGACAACCAGUGUGAGCACACCAACAGGCACAGAGAGCACUGUGGACACGCCCAUCUCCAUAACUACUAGUGCAAGCUCACACACAAGCACUGAGGGCACUUUGAGCAUGUCCAUCACCACAACAAGUAUGAGCACACCUGUCACAACAGAGAAUGAAGCAAGUGCAUCGGAGGUCACUGCAAGCACACCUAUCUCUAUGACAACCAGUGUGAGCACACCAACAGGCACGGAAAGCACCAUGGGCACAGCCACUGCCACAACCACUAGUGGGAGCCCACCCACAAGCACUGAGGGUAUCAUGAACACAUCCACCUCCAUGGCAAUGAGUGCGAGCACACCCAGCACAAUAAAGAACACCAUGAGCACAACAGAGGUCACUGGGAGCACAGCUGUCUCCAUGACAACCAGUGUGAACACACCAACAGGCACAGAGAACACCAUGGGCAUGGCCACUCCAACACCCAUUAGUGCAAGCUCACCUGCAAGCACUGCGGGCACUAUGAACACAUCCAUCUCCACAACAAAUGUGAGCACACCAACAGAAGUCACCGGGAACACAUCUGUCUCCAUGACAACCAGUGUGAGCACACCAACAGGCACAGAGAGCACUGUGAGCAUGCCCAUCUCCACAACCCCUAGUGCAAGGCCACCCACAAGCACUGGGGGUACCAUGAGUGUGUCUACCUCUAUGGCAAUGAGUGUGAGCACACCUAGCACAACAGAGCACACUGUGAGCACAACAGAGGUCACUGGAAGCACGUCUGUCUCUAUGAAAACCAGUAUGAGCACACCAACAGGCACAGAGAGCACUGUGAGCAAGCCCAUUUCCACAAUCUAUAGUACAAGCACAUCUACAAGUGCUGAGGGUACCAUGAGCACAUCCAUCCCCAUGACAUCACAUGUGAGGACACCUGACAGAACAGAGAACCCAGCGAGCACAAUGGAGGUCGCAGGGAGCACGCCCAUCUCCAUGACAACUGGUGUGAGAACACCAACAGGCACAGAGAGCACCGUGAGCAUGCCCAUCUCCAUAACCACUAGUGCAAGCUCACCCGCAAGCACUGAGGGCACCUUGAGCAUGACUAUCGCCACAACGAGUGUGAGCAUGCCUGACAGAACAGAGAACCGAGCAAGUACAACAGAGGUGACCGUGAGCAUGCCUGUUUCCAUGACAACCAGUGUGAGCACACCAACAGGCAUGGAGAGCACCAUGGGCACAGCCACUUCCACAGCCACUAGUGGGAGCCCACCCACAAGCACCGAGGGUAUCAUGAGCACAUCCACCUCCAUGGUAAUGAGUGUGAGCACACCCAACACAACAGAGAACACCAUGAGCACAACAGAGGUCACUGGGAACAUGGGUGACUCCAUGACGACUAGUGUGAGCACACCAACAGGCACAGAGAGCACCAUGGGCACGGGCACUCCAACACCCAUUAGUGCAAACUCACCCACAAGCACUGAGCACAUCAUGAGCACAUCUAUCUCCAUGAUGAGUGAGAGUACACCAACAGAAGUCACCAGGAGCAAGUCUGUCUCCAUGACAGCCAGUGUGAGCACACCAACAGGCACAGAGAGUGCCAUGAGCACUCCCAUCUCUACAGCCACCAGUGUGAGCACACCCACAAGAGCUAAGGGCACCAUGAGUAUGUCCACCUCUACAGCAAUGGGUGUGAGCAUGUCCAGCACAACAGAGACCACCGUGAGCACAAAGGAGGUCACUGGAAGCACACCCGUUUCCAUGACAACUGGUGUGAGUACACCAAAAGGCAUGGAGAGCAUUGUGAGCACACCCAUCUCCACAACUACUAGUGCAAGCACAUCCACAAGCACUGAAGGGACCAUGAGUGCAUCCAUCUCCAUGACAAUGAGUGUGAGCACACCUGACACAACAGAGAACACUGCGAGCACACCCAUCUCCACAACAACCAGUGUGAGCACACCAACAGGCACAGGGACCGCUGUGAGCAUGCCCAUCUCAAGAGCCACUAGUGUGAUCCCACCCACAAGCACUGAGGAUACUAUGAGUGCAUCCAUCUCCAUGACAAUGAGUGUGAGCAUGCCUGACACAAUAGAGAACACUGUGAGCACACAAGAGGUCAGUGUGAGUACACCUGUUUCUAUGACAACCAGUGUGAGCACACCAACAGGCACAGAGAGCACUGUGGACACGCCCAUCUCCAUAACUACUAGUGCAAGCUCACACACAAGCACUGAGGGCACUUUGAGCAUGUCCAUCACCACAACAAGUAUGAGCACACCUGUCACAACAGAGAAUGAAGCAAGUGCAUCGGAGGUCACUGCAAGCACACCUAUCUCUAUGACAACCAGUGUGAGCACACCAACAGGCACGGAAAGCACCAUGGGCACAGCCACUGCCACAACCACUAGUGGGAGCCCACCCACAAGCACUGAGGGUAUCAUGAACACAUCCACCUCCAUGGCAAUGAGUGCGAGCACACCCAGCACAAUAAAGAACACCAUGAGCACAACAGAGGUCACUGGGAGCACAGCUGUCUCCAUGACAACCAGUGUGAACACACCAACAGGCACAGAGAACACCAUGGGCAUGGCCACUCCAACACCCAUUAGUGCAAGCUCACCUGCAAGCACUGCGGGCACUAUGAACACAUCCAUCUCCACAACAAAUGUGAGCACACCAACAGAAGUCACCGGGAACACAUCUGUCUCCAUGACAACCAGUGUGAGCACACCAACAGGCACAGAGAGCACUGUGAGCAUGCCCAUCUCCACAACCCCUAGUGCAAGGCCACCCACAAGCACUGGGGGUACCAUGAGUGUGUCUACCUCUAUGGCAAUGAGUGUGAGCACACCUAGCACAACAGAGCACACUGUGAGCACAACAGAGGUCACUGGAAGCACGUCUGUCUCUAUGAAAACCAGUAUGAGCACACCAACAGGCACAGAGAGCACUGUGAGCAAGCCCAUUUCCACAAUCUAUAGUACAAGCACAUCUACAAGUGCUGAGGGUACCAUGAGCACAUCCAUCCCCAUGACAUCACAUGUGAGGACACCUGACAGAACAGAGAACCCAGCGAGCACAAUGGAGGUCGCAGGGAGCACGCCCAUCUCCAUGACAACUGGUGUGAGAACACCAACAGGCACAGAGAGCACCGUGAGCAUGCCCAUCUCCAUAACCACUAGUGCAAGCUCACCCGCAAGCACUGAGGGCACCUUGAGCAUGACUAUCGCCACAACGAGUGUGAGCAUGCCUGACAGAACAGAGAACCGAGCAAGUACAACAGAGGUGACCGUGAGCAUGCCUGUUUCCAUGACAACCAGUGUGAGCACACCAACAGGCAUGGAGAGCACCAUGGGCACAGCCACUUCCACAGCCACUAGUGGGAGCCCACCCACAAGCACCGAGGGUAUCAUGAGCACAUCCACCUCCAUGGUAAUGAGUGUGAGCACACCCAACACAACAGAGAACACCAUGAGCACAACAGAGGUCACUGGGAACAUGGGUGACUCCAUGACGACUAGUGUGAGCACACCAACAGGCACAGAGAGCACCAUGGGCACGGGCACUCCAACACCCAUUAGUGCAAACUCACCCACAAGCACUGAGCACAUCAUGAGCACAUCUAUCUCCAUGAUGAGUGAGAGUACACCAACAGAAGUCACCAGGAGCAAGUCUGUCUCCAUGACAGCCAGUGUGAGCACACCAACAGGCACAGAGAGUGCCAUGAGCACUCCCAUCUCUACAGCCACCAGUGUGAGCACACCCACAAGAGCUAAGGGCACCAUGAGUAUGUCCACCUCUACAGCAAUGGGUGUGAGCAUGUCCAGCACAACAGAGACCACCGUGAGCACAAAGGAGGUCACUGGAAGCACACCCGUUUCCAUGACAACUGGUGUGAGUACACCAAAAGGCAUGGAGAGCAUUGUGAGCACACCCAUCUCCACAACUACUAGUGCAAGCACAUCCACAAGCACUGAAGGGACCAUGAGUGCAUCCAUCUCCAUGACAAUGAGUGUGAGCACACCUGACACAACAGAGAACACUGCGAGCACACCCAUCUCCACAACAACCAGUGUGAGCACACCAACAGGCACAGGGACCGCUGUGAGCAUGCCCAUCUCAAGAGCCACUAGUGUGAUCCCACCCACAAGCACUGAGGAUACUAUGAGUGCAUCCAUCUCCAUGACAAUGAGUGUGAGCAUGCCUGACACAAUAGAGAACACUGUGAGCACACAAGAGGUCAGUGUGAGUACACCUGUUUCUAUGACAACCAGUGUGAGCACACCAACAGGCACAGAGAGCACUGUGGACACGCCCAUCUCCAUAACUACUAGUGCAAGCUCACACACAAGCACUGAGGGCACUUUGAGCAUGUCCAUCACCACAACAAGUAUGAGCACACCUGUCACAACAGAGAAUGAAGCAAGUGCAUCGGAGGUCACUGCAAGCACACCUAUCUCUAUGACAACCAGUGUGAGCACACCAACAGGCACGGAAAGCACCAUGGGCACAGCCACUGCCACAACCACUAGUGGGAGCCCACCCACAAGCACUGAGGGUAUCAUGAACACAUCCACCUCCAUGGCAAUGAGUGCGAGCACACCCAGCACAAUAAAGAACACCAUGAGCACAACAGAGGUCACUGGGAGCACAGCUGUCUCCAUGACAACCAGUGUGAACACACCAACAGGCACAGAGAACACCAUGGGCAUGGCCACUCCAACACCCAUUAGUGCAAGCUCACCUGCAAGCACUGCGGGCACUAUGAACACAUCCAUCUCCACAACAAAUGUGAGCACACCAACAGAAGUCACCGGGAACACAUCUGUCUCCAUGACAACCAGUGUGAGCACACCAACAGGCACAGAGAGCACUGUGAGCAUGCCCAUCUCCACAACCCCUAGUGCAAGGCCACCCACAAGCACUGAGGGUACCAUGAGUGUGUCUACCUCUAUGGCAAUGAGUGUGAGCACACCUAGCACAACAGAGAAGAUGGUGAGCCCAACAGAGGUCCCUGGGAGCACGCAUGUCUCCACGACCACCGGUAUGAAUACAUCAACAGACACAGAGAGCACUAUGGGCAUGGCCACUUCCACAACCUCUAGUGUGAGGCCACCCACAAGCAUUGAGGGCACCAUGAGCAUGUCCAUCUCCAUGACAACGAGUGUGAGCACACCCAGCUUGACAGAGAACAUUGCGAGCACAACGGAGCUCAUUGGGAGCACGGCUGUCUCCAUGAUGACUGGUGUGAGCAUGCCAAUGGGUACAGAGAGCACAGUGGGCACAUCCAUCUUCACACCAAUGAGUGUGAGUAUACCCAGCACAACAGAGAACACCAUGAGUACCACCGAGAGCCUCGUGAGCAUGCCUAUCUCCAUGACAACAAACAUGAACACAUCCAACACAACUGAGGGCACUGUGAGCACCACGGAAGUCACAAUGAGCACACCCAUGUCCAUGACAACCAAUGUGAGCACACCAACAGGCACAGAUAGCACCAUGAGCACACUCACCUCCAUGAAAACUGAUGUGAACACACCCAGCACAACUGAGGGCACCAUGAGCACCAUGGAGGUCACUGUGAGUACACCCCUCUCCAUGACAACUGAUGUGAUCACACUCAGCACAAUCGAGGGCACCAUGAGCAUGCCCAUUUCCAUGACAACCCAUGUGAGCACACCCAGAACAAAAGAGGGCAUUGUGAGCACUUUAGAGGCCACUGUGAGCACACCCAUCUCCAUGACAACAAAUGUGAGCACACCUAGCACAAGCAAGGGCACUGUGAGCACCACAGAGGUCAUAGUGAGCACACCCAUCUUCACAAAUAGUGUGAGCACACCCACAGGCACAAAGGGCACCAUGGGCACACCCAGCUCUGCAUCAAUGAGUGUGAGCCCCCCCAUGAGUGCAGAGGGCACUGUGAGCACACCCAUCUCCAUGGCAACCAGUGUGAGCAUACCCACAAGCAGGGAGAAUGCUGGGAGCACACCCAUCUCCAUGACAACAAGAGUGAGCCUGCCCACAGCAACGGGGAACAAUGUCAGCACACCCAUCUCUGCUACAACCAGUGUGAUCACACCCCCAGUAAUGGAGGGCACUGUGAGCACACUCAUUCCUGUGGCAACUAGUGUGAGCACCCCCAUGAACACGAAUGGCACCACGACCACACCUGUAACCAUGACAAUGGGUGUAGGGACAACCAGUGUGACAGAGGGCACUGUAGGCACACCGGUCUCCACCCCGGUGAGUGUGAAGACACCUAGGACAACAGAAUUCACUAGAAGCACUCUUGUCUUUGUGACAACCAGUGUGAGCCCAAACCUGGUGACAGAGAGCACUGUGGGCACACUUGCCUCUAGCGCGACUGGUCAAGGGAGCACGGGGAGCCGGCCCAGCUUGGGCACUAGCCCCAUGAGUUCAUCCACUGGCACAAAGAUCACUGGGAGCCAUCACACAACUGCUGAGGUCCUUGUGAGCACGACCCGCGGGUCCGGGAGUAUGCCCGUCUCUGUGGGCACGGCUAUUAGCAGCAGAAGCACACGUGUUCCUAGCAUGACCAGUCCCAUGAGCAUGCCUGCCGUGAAUAUGUCCAGCCCCACCAGUGCCCACCAGCCCCCAGCCAACUUGACAAGCUCCAGUCCUGCCACUCCCACUACUGUGGCCCCAGGCUUCUGCCCCCCCGGCUUUGAUGGCCCCACGUGUGAUGACCCGGUCGGCAGCUUUGAUACCAGUAUCCGCACACUGGAGGCAACGGUGGGUGUGGAGGUAAGAGUCACCAACUCUGUCUACAAGGCUGAGUUCAGCAACACCAGUUCUGCACAGUACCGGACCUUUACCACCUUCUUCCAGCAACAGAUGAGCAGGAUCUACCAGCACAUUGGCCCUUAUAAGGGCAUCCGGAUCAUCAGCCUGAGAAACGGCAGCGUUGUGGUGACCCACAACGUGACCUUUGCCCCUGCACUCAGCCUGACCCCAGGCCCGAUCCUGCAGAACCUGACAGCACAGCUGGUGGCUGAGCUGAAUCGCACCCAGGCCUCCCAGGGAGACUGCCAGGAGAACAACACCACACUCUGCCUCAGCCUCCCACCUAACCCCAUUGUCAGGAACAUGACAGUGUUGGCCUCCCCUGAGGAGCUGUGUCUGCAAAUGGCACCCCCUGGCUAUGGUGUUCAUUAUGCACCCAUAGUGACACUGGGAGGCACCCUGAGCUGCCUCAGUCGCUGCAGCCCCCGUGCCCCCGAUGCCCUCAAUUGCCACCGUGGGCAGUGCCGCCUCAUGUCCGCUGGCCCUACCUGCUUCUGCCCGGACCCCUACGACUACUGGUACCCAGGGGAGACAUGUGCCACCCGCAUCAGCAAGCUGGGCCUGGGGUUGGGCCUGCCUCUCGCCCUCAUGGCCCUGGUGGCUGUGGUUUCCAUUGCCCUGCUGCUUAGAGCCCGCUGGAGCCAGGGCAGGGCUGGCAAAGCGCUGUGGCAUGAGAAGAGCCUGUUUGAGGAGGACGGAGACUGGACCCGGCCCCUAGGCUCCGCGCUGCACCAGGGGUCCAGCAAUGGAGGUGACCACUGGGCCCCAGAUGCCUAG